UUACCACACCUCUUUCUUUUCCAGGUAAGACUAAAACACGAAAGAUUACUGAGAAAUGAUUAGUUUUUUUUUUUUACCAGAUUGCAGAUGAAGUAAAUUGAUUAUAAAAAUGCACUACACUGACUCUAAUGCAGCAAUCAGCAAAUUAACUAGUAAGUAGAGUUAUUAAAUACAUGGAGAGCAGAAAAAAAGUACAAUAAAAGAGUAAAUGUAAAGUAGCAGAAAAUACAAAUAAAGUAAAGAAGCUUGAAUUGUCCAAACUCCAUAAAACAUCUGUUUAGAGACAGCAGUAUAAAUAAAAGGGGAAAAAAUAUCAAGAUUGAUGAAGAAGAACAGUUUAAUAACAACUUUAUGUAAACAUAAUAUUAUUAUUACAAAAUACAAUUUAAAAUAAUAAAAUAAAUCAUUUUAUUGUGAAAGAUAACUUUGACCGGAAGUGAUUUCCUCACCGCGACAGGCGGUUAUUUGCAACAAACUCCGUAAUGGCGGCCGGACGAGGGGAGUUUUAUCGGAGUUUGUUGGAGGGCCUGGAGAGGAAACCCGCCCAGCCUAGUCAUGGGAGGGGAACAGCGGGUCCAGGUCGAGGACAGUCGGGUCCGGGUCGAGGACAGUCGGGUCCGGGUAAACGACAGACGGGCCGCAGGCAGAAGAAGAAGAAGCAGCUAAAGGCUUCACCGAGCUUCGUUAGCGGGAAAGAUGGCAGAACAGACAGAGAGGAAGAGGAUUUUCCCAAAAGUUUUCCUUGCAAGGAAAACUUAAUGGAAAGGCUGCCAUGUGAGAUCCUGAUUAAGAUCCUGUCGUACCUGGACGCGUCCUCGCUGUUCUGUAUCAGCCACGUCAGCAAGCUCUUCCACUCGCUCGCCAACGAUGAUGUCAUGUGGCAGAAGAUUUACAUGUCAGAGUUUGGGACUCAAACAUGGAGGCCAAAGUCGGUGGAUAAUGCAGCGCUGAAGGAUGACCCGGAGGACGUGGGGGACCGGUCUGCCGGCAACUGGAAGAGGCUGUACUUUAGGACCACAGCUGGAUAUGAAAUGAACAAGUGGAGGAGAGAGCUGAGAGAAAACAGUCCCUACACUGGGCUGCCCAGACAGACGGAGUGGGUCCUCAGGAACAUGAACGUGUGCUGGGAGCUGACGGUGACUGAUUGUUUGGGACGGGAGAUCACACUGGGGCAGAGUCGAGCGUAUUUCUUCGAGUCCUCCGUGAUCGUCCGCUGGAGUGAAGGCAGCUUCCCCAGAUAUCACCACAUCCACAACAUCCAGCUGCACGGAGUCCGGAAGGAGCGGCUGAAGAUCCCCGACGUCAGGAAGCCUGCCUGGCGUUCUUUGAUUUCAAAGCUGGAGUUGAAGUCUCAGCGUGUUUGGCACCUCGGCAAAGACAGGCUGGUCAGACUGCUGCAUCUGGUGCCCGGCUUCAUCAUCGGCAUCUGGAGGGGUCAGCAGAGUAUUGCUUUCAUCAUGGCCAGCCUGCACUUCCACAAGUUGGUGGAGAAGAGUCUGCUGGGAUAUCCAGCCUGCCCGUACUAUGAGCCUGAGGACCUCCCACCUGUGGAUAACUCGGACCCUGAGUUUGGUCUGCACGGCUACAGUCUGCACUUCGUCCUGCACAACACCGGCACUCAGAUCAUGUUGGGACACUUCCGCGAGCUCUCCUUUUGCACAGAUCAGAUCAGCCGUGGACUGUUGGAGCUGAGGGUCAUCAACAGGAACGACUUGUCUCAGCACAGGUCGCUGUCUGGAAACAUCAAGCUGCCCUGGAAGAGCGAGUUUCUGGAGGGCUCAGUGGAGAACUGCUGCAUCAUAACGUUGACUCUGCUGGACGAGUUCCAGAAACCCUUCUGGUGCGUCAGCUCGCCCAUUUACGUCACAAUGGCGAAGAAUUCGCCGUCUGUCGACUACAGUGGCGAGCUCUUUGUGAUGGAGUACCAGAACGCAGAGGGUAAGGUGAAGAUGAAGCUGGUGUGGUUGAAGGAGCAGAAGCAGUUCUUCCUCAUCAGCCUCACCGUCUAUGUUUCAGUUUUCAAAGUCAACAAACGCUUCAGCCGACAGUACUGAAGCCUGUGUCACUUCUGAUACAGUGACUUUGAGUGAUUCCAGUGUUUAAUGAGUUGUUUGUAAAAUGUCCUACUUUGUCGUAUUUGCACGCAUUUGUUAUACAGAAGCUAAACAAUGUGUUGAAUCAGUGUGUUAGUUUUACGAGUUUGGACAGUUUCCGGUAGUAAAAUUCAAACAUAACUUGAGGAGAAAAGCUUCUAACAUUCUUUGUUUGUAUUUUAUAAUACAGGCUGUUAAUACUUUGGUUCUUUUACAUGUUUACAAAGUGCAAAGUGUAAAUGACACCGAUGAGACUAAAUCUAGAUCCUGGAAAAAAAGAGUAAACCACUGAAUAUUAAGUUCAUUUACAGUUUCAGUGCUUAUUGAGUUUAUAUUCAUUUCAGUGAGUUGUUUUAGUCUCAAUCAUGGCUGAAUUUCAUGUGACUAAUAAACAGCUCUUAAAAAAAA
This is a messenger RNA of Acanthopagrus latus (yellowfin seabream), 2501 nucleotides long. RefSeq lists its product as uncharacterized. The transcript is spliced from 10 exons. NCBI's taxonomy places the organism in Eukaryota, Metazoa, Chordata, Actinopteri, Spariformes, Sparidae. The record is from RefSeq and is a predicted model, not a curated record. Bases 483 to 2054 code for a protein of 523 amino acids. Gene Ontology annotation, molecular function: protein binding.